AUGAAUUUGUCUGACAAUAACUUCAUGAAAUUGGAGAAUUUACAGGAUAAGCUAACAGCAUAUGAAGUUAAUUUACAGGAUAAGCUAACAGCAUAUGAAGUUAAGCUAAAAGGCAUCAAAAGUCAGAAAUUAAUGAGAGAUUUCAAUGAUAUACAGAAAGGCCAUUUAUUUGAAUGGCCUAAAGUCAGAAACUUCAAUGAGCAUCUACGGAAAGAAGAUAGAAAUCCUGAGCAGAGAGGUGUAGUCUCCAUUCCUUUUAAUAUAAACUAUGCUGUAUAUGGAGCUUGGACAGUUGGAAGAGCACUCUGCAAGUUUUGUAUGGUAAUAGACUACACAGCAUGCGCAGCUUCAGUUUUUAACAUUGUUCUUAUCAGUUAUGAUCGACACCUCUCUGUCACUAAUCCGGUUGCUCAUCGAGCUCAGCAAGCAAGUAGCACCAUUACUAAGAUUACUGCUGUAUGGAUGUUUGCAUUUAUUGUUUAUGGACCAGCACUGAUGUUUGGGGACACUAUCACAGGACAAUCACAAAUACCGAGUGACCAUUGUUAUGCUGAAUUUACGUAUGGUUGGUACUUUUCAGCUUGCCUUCUAACUUGCAAUUUUUUCAUUCCCUUCAUCAGUGUGAGUUAUUUCAAUUUAGAUAUAUACUGGAAUAUCAGAAAGCGAAUGAAAAAGAGGGAAAUUAAAGUGAUUAAUAAUAUGCAAUUUGAGUCAAAAAGAGAAGAAGAAACAUGUUUAUCCGUCAUAAGAAUAUAUAUACUCUUACUAAAGGAAAAGUUGGUCUGUUCUUCUUCUGUGUCAAAAGAAUCUAUUGUUAACAAAUGUUGUCAGCAAACUCCUUCAUUACAAAAAAUGGACAAAAUCAGUAGCAGUCUGAAUAACAGGCACAUCUCAUCAACAGCGGAUGAGCAGAAAAUACCAUCUCAAAUUUCUGCAGUAAGGCUGUCCAAGGAUAAAAAGAUUGCAAAGUCUCUUGCAGUACUUGUUUUAAUUUUUGGCAUUUGCCAGGCACCAUACACAUUUGUUUCAAUCAUUAAUUCAAUAAGUUGGAAUGAUGUUGGAUAUUACUGGAGUUGUAUCACAUGUUGGAUUAUGUGGCUGAACUCUCUCAUUAAUCCUGUUUUGUAUCCAUUAUGCCACCGCAGUUUCCGAAGAGCAUUCUCUAAAAUAUUUUGCCAUAAAUAA
Messenger RNA from Protopterus annectens (West African lungfish), 1185 nucleotides. RefSeq names its product histamine H3 receptor-like. The transcript is spliced from 3 exons. The coding region runs from base 1 to 1185 and encodes 394 amino acids. Gene Ontology annotation, molecular function: histamine receptor activity. Gene Ontology annotation, cellular component: membrane. Gene Ontology annotation, biological process: adenylate cyclase-activating adrenergic receptor signaling pathway. Lineage: Eukaryota; Metazoa; Chordata; Ceratodontiformes; Protopteridae. The record is from RefSeq and is a predicted model, not a curated record.